AUGAGCAAGCGUAUCGAAUGGGCAGUCUUUGCGUCAUCUUUACAGCCUUACGCAACUGUUCAGCAUUUUAGCGAUUGGCUCACUCAACUUGCCAAUGUCAUCUGCACGGUUUACGAUAGAGAAGCAGCGAAAGAUUCGAAGCGUCGGGUUGUGUUGCACGCUGCCGAAUCUCAACGUCAUUCAGCCUGCCCUAUUUGCCAGGGCCAACAUAAGCCGGCCGAUUGUAAGCAGUUUAGACAACUUACAGUGCCGGAAAGGUGGGAGGAAGUGAAACGACGUCACCUUUACUUUUCUUGUCUCAACGUUGGGCAUGGGUCGCGCAAUUGCCAACGGCGCAAACUAUGUUCAACUGACGGGUGCAAACGGUGGCAUCAUAAAUUGUUGCACGAUAUUUGGAAAACUAUCGAUUGGUCAUCAAACCAGUCACCGCGGCCUCGAGAUCGCCAACGACGUACUUCCAUUGCCGAUCUGCAUACAGGUAUUGGUACGAGGACGCAGCCAGCGUCUCGUAUUGAACAGCAAGGUGAUGCGGGUGCAGCGGUCCUUAGUUGCAGCACAGAUAACAAUAGCAAGUUAUUAUUUCGGAUUCUGCCGGUCGUGCUGUAUGGGAACCAAAAGCGCAUUGAGUCGUACGCACUUUUAGAUGAAGGUUUGUCAAUAACAAUGACUGAUAGCACACUAAUUGAAGAGCUCGGCUUACGUGGCCGGACUGAACGCUUGAACCUACAGUGGUUCGGAGGACGGGCCGCUCAGGAGCCGGCCAUGGUGGUAGAUCUACUCGUGAGUGGUGCCGGUAUGCAAAAGAGACAUAAGUUACGAAGGGUUUAUGGUGUUUCAAACUUGCAGCUGCCUUCUCAGAGUCUGAAUAAAGCCGAUUUGCGUUGCCAUGAAAGCCAAUUGAAUAAGCUGGCAGUUGAACCAUACGCACAAGUCAAGCCAAAGCUGCUAAUCGGACUCGGCCACUGCCACCUCGGUUUGCCGUCAACUACAAUGCAGCUAAACAAGUGUGGGCCAUUCGCUGCGAAUACUGAGCUAGGAUGGGUUGUGUUUGGGCCAACAAUGAACUCCGAUCCAUCAUUGCCAUCAUGCUUAUUCGUUAACUGCCACACUGAUCAAUCUCUACAUAAUAUGGUUGCUGAAUACUUCGAGACGGAAAGCUUUGGGGUUCGAGCUGCGCCUAUCAUGGAGAGUGAAGCUGACGUCCGUGCUCGGGAAAUAUUGAAGUCUACUACAUGCCGUGUUGAAGGAAGGUACCAGACUGGUCUGCUCUGGAAACGUUCCGACAUACAGCUACCUGACAGCUAUUCUAUGGCUUUGAAAAGAUUAGCGGGUGUUGAAGCAAAAAUGAGGCGCGAUACAGACUUUGCCGCUGAAUAUAACCGCAUCAUAAGUUCUUACGUCAUGAAGGACUACGCACGAAAGCUGUCGCCAGAAGAAGCCGCUUUAACUUGCAAUAGAACAUGGUACCUACCUCAUUUUGCCGUGAAGAAUCCAAAUAAGCCAGGCAAGUUACGCAUGGUGUUCGACGCAGCUGCUGAGGUGGACGGUGUGCCCCUUAAUUCACAGCUUAUGAAGGGUCCGCAAGAGUAUCGGUCUUUGCCUGCUAUACUAUUCCACUUUCGGGAAGGAGCAACGGGCGUGUGUGGGGACAUUAAAGAGAUGUUUCACCAGGUGCUGGUACAACGUGACGACAGAUGUGCGCAACGAUUUCUUUGGCGCCAAGGUGAUACUACCAGACAGCCCGAGGUGUAUGAGAUGCGCGUAAUGACCUUUGGAGCUGCGUAUUCGCCUUGCGCCGCCAAUUAUGUGAAGACGAUCAAUGCGUUGGAGUAUUGCAACAAAGUCAAGGGUGCUACCCGAGCCGUGAAAUCGAUACUGGACUACCAUUAUGUCGAUGACUAUGUCGAUAGCUUUGACACAGAGGAAGAAGCAGCUGACAUAACGAAACAAGUUCGAGCAAUACAUAAGAUGGCCGGUUUCGAUCUUUGCAAUUUCGCGUCAAACUCGUUAAGAGUGACAGAAGCACUUAAUGGUGACGGGAAUAUCGGUCAAAUAGCAAAUAAAGAAGGAGUACUGGUGGACAGAGUCCUCGGUUUGUUUUGGCAGGCAUCAACCGACACUUUUGGGUUUAAACUGAAAUUCAACAACGUAGAUUCCAACGUUUUGGACGGAGGGCGCCGUCCGACGAAGCGAGAACUUCUCAGUGUGGUCAUGUCGAUCUUCGACCCGCUGGGCUUUCUUAGCAACUUUGUAGUGAGCGCCAAGAUCCUCAUGCGGGAAGUGUGGAAGAAUGAUAUCCGGUGGGACGAGCCACUGCAACACAACGUAAACACCGCAUGGGAAGGAUGGCGUAAGCAAUUGCCAAUAGUCGCCGAAUAUACCGUCCCUCGAUACUAUUAUCGAAAUGGGAAACCUAAAGUUUUGCAGCUCCAUGUUUUCGUCGACGUCAGCGAGGAUGCCUUUGCCGCGGUAGCCUACUGGAUGUCAACUAAUGCCGCCGGUGAGGUUGAAGUCGCAUUUAUCUCUGCAAAAACUAAAUGCGCGCCGAUGAAGUCAUUGACGGUCCCUCGAUUGGAGCUUCAGGCAGCUGUAUUGGGUACGCGUUUGAUGAAUUGCCUACGAGAGGAGCACUCCUUGGAGUGA
Molecule: messenger RNA, 2643 nt
Organism: Anastrepha ludens (Mexican fruit fly)
Lineage: Eukaryota; Metazoa; Arthropoda; Insecta; Diptera; Tephritidae
Exons: 1
Coding region: 1-2643 (880 amino acids)
Source: RefSeq, a predicted model, not a curated record